UUGGAGUUUUGUCCUUCUUCGCUUCCCUUACUGCCUCACUCGCUCAUUCGCUCAGUCGCUCGGUGAAAAAGUUUUGUUAGAGUGUUACAGCCGCGUCAUGCAGCAUGAAAACGACCUGUUCUGAGAAGGGAUCUUGGGCUAAAUACCGGACACCUUUUGUUGAGGCAACACAUGACGUGCGCCGAAGCUUUUCCCUCCGUUUACUUCAAGUCCCCAGUGAUACACUCAUCACAUGCCUCCGUGUCCUACAAAUGAGCUGUGAUUGAGAUGACAGAGGCAGAUGUCAGUGGAUUUGUCAUGGACGUGCCGUCCCCGCGGGCCGGCAGGUACCCGUUGGAGAGAGACGUGCCUGUAAUUCGCCUCAAGAAUGAUGCCGAACUCAGGGAAAUAUAUGAAUUUGGAAAGAAAUUAGGUCAAGGUAGCUUUGGAGUUGUUUAUGAGACCACCCACAUCGAGACACAGACAAACUGGGCCAUUAAAAAGGCCUGCAGACCAGCGGCAGGAAGUUCAAAAGUCAAGAUGCUGGAGCAGGAGAUAAACAUUCUCAAACAAGUGACUCACGCUCACAUCGUACAUCUCAAAGAAGUCUACGCAACACCAAGGAUGAUGUAUUUGGUUACAGAGCUGUGCACUGGGGGUGAUCUGAAGCAGCUGCUGAGGCGGAAAAAGUUCCUCACUGAGGACGAGACGAGACAUAUCAUCCGCGCGCUGGCUGACGCCAUCGUCUACCUUCACAAAAGAGACAUUGUGCACCGAGACCUGAAACUUGAAAACAUUCUGGUGAAAAAUCCUCCAGAUGAAGGCGAUAAUGACAGGAUUAAUAUCAAGGUGGCCGACUUUGGAUUAUCGGUGCAGACAGGUGGUGUGGGGAUUGAGAACAUAAUGACAGAGGCCUGUGGAACUCUGAUCUAUAUGGCGCCUGAAAUGAUGAGCGACCGCGGUUAUACGCAGUGGUGCGACGCGUGGAGCAUAGGAGUCAUCAUGUACAUGCUACUGUGUGGGGAUCCGCCGUUUGUGUCGCAAACAAAGUCACUCUUACUUGAGGAGAUAACGAACAGAGAAGUCACGUUUCCUCAGUCCUCGUGGGCCACAGUCAGUGACGCAGCGAAGAAUCUGUUGACUUGCCUCCUGAAGGUGGACCCCGCCUACCGCAUGUCUCCGAAUCAGCUCCUCGAAAACCCGUGGAUUACAGGUGACGCCAACGUGCCUGCCGUACCAUCCAACGUGCUGAUCAUGAUGCGAAACUACCGGGAAGAGGAGGAAAGAACACAGAUCCUGGAGAACCUGUCUCUCACCUCUUCUGAGGACACCGUGGAUCCAAAGCCACUCUGCAGGAGUCCCGCUAAGCUCAGCCCGGAGAGCGACAGCAGCUUCUACCCACACACCACAUCCACGGAGCAGACUAAAUACAGCAGAGAAACCUGCCAGCUGGACAAGUGCACAAAUGGCUCCGAACCCUGGAGACCACGUCAACCCACUGCCACACAGCAGCCCGGUGCCGCGGUGAAACACAGCGUGCAGCCCGGUGCAAAGCAGCAGUGCCGGCCUCGGCACAACAAGGACCCCAGUCCAGGACUCAAGAACCAGAAAGCGGCUUCUUACAGCCACAGACCUUCUACCUCGAGUAAAAGUAGGACGGGGCCCCGCAAAACACAAGUCACCUUUCAGUGCUAAUACCCAUGCAGAGUUAAAAUGAACUUUACAAAUGCAAUUUAAUUAAUGAAUUGAUUGAUUGAGACUUUAUUCGAUAAGCGUGCUAUUUAAUGUCAUUCUGCUUGUUUUUUUAAUGUCAUUGUGUCAUGUUUUGGUGACGGGAAUGGAACUACAGUACUGUGAACGUACGCGCACAAGACAGCGAGCGUCCAGAGCCUCUGGAAAACUCUCUGGAAAAUGCCAAGCGGCCAAAACGUACACUCGCACCAUUUGAGUGGCUUUGCAAUCGCGGAUAUAACUGACAAAGGGUUUUACGAUGAGUCACCAGGGAGAUUAGAAACACACUUACAACUAGCGUCUUAUUAAUUGUGUCGUAUUAUUAUUUUUGAUUCACUGUGAACCUAAUUGUCACCUAACAAUAACCAAAUAAGAAAAGGGGAUGUGAGUUUAUGACAGUGAGAAUUGGUUAGUGGUCAUCAGGGAUGUUUAUUUUCAACACCCACACACUCAAAGUAGAGUUAAUAAAUAUUUGUCCGUAUGAAGGAAUACAGGAAUGUGCCAAAUAUCACAACAGACCUUUUUGCACAUUUAUAUAAAAUGAAAAUGACAAAAAAACAACGGCUUUACGAUGACAUGUUAGUGAGAAGGCGGCAGGUGAUUAUACAGGAUGUCACGGCGCGACGUGAAAGCAAACAAUAGGGAUUUUUUUCUUUCUCUCCGCUCUGACCUCUCAAUUCCAAAAAACGACCAUAUACGCAGUGACUGCAUCCUCUCUGUGUCAAAACAGCAAAAGUGUCACGCGGGCUGGUUACGCUCCAUGUGAAUGCAGAGGAUUGGGACCGGGGGCAGCCGCGGGUCUAAUCUCGCACGGAGGCCGUUGAAAGCAGUGGGAGCUACUUUGAGGGCACUGCCAUUCAAACGCAGAAUAAUCCUCCCAGCAUAGAUACAACAUGAAAGUAGCCAAGCGUAACACACAGAGGCUGAAUUUCAAAUUCGCCCAUUUGCAUCUUGAAGUGAACGAGUGCCAACCGCGGGAGCCUCGCGUUCAGACACGAGGCUCUGUUUUUAGUGUGAAUGUGCAGAUUCCUGCGUUUUCGCGGACGUGCAUGUUUUCAUACAGAUGUGUUAUUAGAAUGAACACAUGAGUUGUGACUGCGUGCCAAAAGAGAAAAAAAACCCCCAGAAAACUGCAAUGUUUUGACAUGAACUGUUACUACAGGCCGCUGUCAACAGCAGAUGGAGCUGUAGGAAGUCACUGAAUUCAUUUCCUGUGCUUAGUCUGACAGGAGAGUGCCACCAUUGAAGCUUCCUAUACCUUGACGUGUGCACGGAGACGUUUAAUUAGAAUUGAUGGCUUAAACUGUGAUGUCCAUGUAGUCUGUCGCUAAUUAUUAUGUGGUUAACGUCUUGGUGGAUUAUUCAAACAAAAAUAAAUGGUGGAGAUAAUCA
Solea senegalensis (Senegalese sole) is the source of this 3102-nucleotide messenger RNA. RefSeq names its product serine/threonine kinase 33 (gene stk33). Gene Ontology annotation, biological process: protein phosphorylation. Bases 268 to 1674 code for a protein of 468 amino acids. Gene Ontology annotation, molecular function: ATP binding; protein kinase activity. The transcript is spliced from 15 exons. The record is from RefSeq and is a predicted model, not a curated record. Lineage: Eukaryota; Metazoa; Chordata; Actinopteri; Pleuronectiformes; Soleidae.